AUGACAUCUCCAAAGUUUGUCCUCUACCUGACAUGUUUGGUGCUCGGGGAAAUUGCUCUGACAACUGCUCUGAAAUCAUCCUCACCUGUUCAUCGAGAGAGCCGAGAAACUGGAGAGAAACUGACUUUACAAUGUUUCUAUGAAGAGUCUGAGACUGCAUGGGUGCAAUGGUUCAAACACACUGUGGGAGAGAAACUAAAGCUCAUCUCGCUUGUCUACAAAUUUACCACUAAUGAUACUUUCCGUGGUGAAUUCAAGAACAAUCCACGCUUCUCACUGGAUAAACAACUUGGUCAAAAUCAUUUGACAAUCUCAGAUUUGCACGUGUCAGACUCAGCUACUUAUCACUGCUUAAGCUGCCUUUACUGCAGUAUGGAGAUUUUGGAAACCGUUCAUGUCAAUGUGAAGAGUUCAGGGUUUAAAGUCCCAGCCGUCAUCCAUCAGUCAGAGUCUGAGACCAUCCAGCCAGGAGGCUCUGUGACUCUGAACUGUACCGUCCACACUGGGAGCUGUGAUGGAGAACACAGUGUUUACUGGUUCAAAGACUCUGAAGAAUCUCAACCAGGACUCAUUUACACCAGUGGAGGAAAGAAGGAUCAGUGUGAGAGGAAGCCUGAUUCACAAACACACACCUGUGUCUACAACUUGCCAAUGAAGAACCUGGAUCUGUCUCAUGCUGGGACCUACCACUGCGCUGUGGUCUCAUGUGGACACGUUCUGUUUGGAGACGGGAUCAAGCUGGACUUUAAAGACCGGGUGGACCUUCUUGUCUUGGUGUAUUGUUUGAGUGGAGCUUUGAUAUUUGUGACUCUCCUGGUAGUGGUCUUGGCCUUCUCACUGUACAAGAUGAACAAAAGGAUCCGUUUCCUGUCUCAAGAGGCUCAAACAAGUUCUUCAGCCCCCUCUGCUAGAAACCUGGAGGGUCACAGAGAAGCAGACAACCUCUUUUAUGCUGCUCUGAGUGUUAACAAGCCCAACACAUCAAGAAGACAGAGAAACACGACCACAGAUGAGUGUGUGUACUCCAGUGUGAAGCAGUAGAAGUCAUGGUGUUUCAUUUCACUCUGUAAGUUUGACUGGAUUUUGUACGGGGCGCUGUUUGUAAAGUUGUGCACACCAAAAAUAAUGGCAGCAUUUCUCCACAAUUAGCUCCAAAACGUCUUUGAAAAUAUCACAACUCGUUUUUACUCCAGUGUGAAGCAGUAGAAGUCAUGGUGUUUCAUUUCACUCUUUAAGUUUGACUGGAUUUUGAUCCAUAUUUUCAAAGAAUUAAGUAUGAUCUGUUCUACAUACAUUUCAUGUUAAUAGAAUCAAUGUAUAA
This is a messenger RNA of Notolabrus celidotus (New Zealand spotty), 1321 nucleotides long. RefSeq lists its product as uncharacterized. Gene Ontology annotation, biological process: response to bacterium. The coding region runs from base 1 to 1041 and encodes 346 amino acids. The record is from RefSeq and is a predicted model, not a curated record. The transcript is spliced from 5 exons. NCBI's taxonomy places the organism in Eukaryota, Metazoa, Chordata, Actinopteri, Labriformes, Labridae.